CUUUAGAGAUUUAACUCAUAUAGGUUUGGUGAGUGAAAAUGGCGUCAAAUGAGGGAUUUCUAACUGACGAGCAGAGGGAAAUGUUGAAAAUUGCUAGCCAAAAUUUGGAGAUUUUAUCAUCGUCUCCGAAGUCUCCAUCAUCAUUGCUGUCUGACCAUCAGUUGAAAGUUCCUGUUGCUGGUAAAGCACCCACUGCUGGAAUUGCGGUAAGGCAUAUGCGUAGGUCACACUCUGGAAAGUGUGUUCGCGUGAAGAAGGAUGGUGCUGGUGGCAAGGGAACGUGGGGCAAACUUCUUGACACUAAUGUGGAUUCUCAUAUAGACAGGAAUGACCCUAACUAUGACAGUGGAGAGGAACCAUAUCAACUUGUGGGAGCAACCAUCUCAGACCCCAUGGAUGAUUACAAAAAAGCUGUUGUUACCAUCAUAGAGGAAUACUUCAGUGCUGGUGAUGUGGAGGGGGCUGCAUCUGACCUUAGAGAACUUGGCUCCAAUGAAUAUCAUCCUUAUUUCAUAAAGCGGCUUGUUUCCAUGGCCAUGGAUAGGCAUGAUAAGGAGAAAGAAAUGGCUUCAGUUCUGCUUUCAGCACUAUAUGCUGAUGUUAUUAGCCCAGCUCAGAUUAGGGAUGGCUUUGUCAUUCUUCUUGAAUCUGCUGAUGACCUUGCUGUCGACAUACUAGAUGCAGUUGCUAUCCUUGCUUUAUUUGUAGCUCGUGCUGUGGUUGAUGAUAUCCUUCCUCCGGCUUUCCUCACAAGAGCAAAGAAGACACUUCCUGAAUCCUCCAAGGGAUUUCAGGUUAUCCAAACUGCAGAAAAGAGCUACCUCUCGGCUCCACAUCACGCUGAACUUGUGGAGAGGAGGUGGGGAGGUAGCACUCACAUCACUGUUGAAGAAGUGAAGAAAAAGAUUGCUGAUCUGUUGAGGGAAUAUGUAGAGAGUGGUGAUACUGUUGAAGCAUGUAGGUGCAUAAGGGAGUUGGGCGUUUCAUUCUUCCAUCAUGAAGUGGUGAAAAGGGCUUUGGUUCUUGCCAUGGAGAUUCGAACAGCUGAGCCACUUAUAUUAAAGUUGUUGAAGGAAGCUGCUGAGGAAGGCCUGAUUAGUUCCAGUCAAAUGGGAAAAGGGUUUGCUAGGUUAGAAGAGAGUCUCAAUGACCUUGCUCUUGACAUUCCGUCUGCAAAAACCUUGUUCCAAUCGCUUAUUCCCAUAGCCAUCUCUGAAGGAUGGCUUGAUGCUUCUUUCACAAGAUCGUCGGGUGAAGAUGGAAAUGUACAAAAAGAAAGUGAAAAGGUAAGGCGGUACAAGGAAGAAGUCGUGACCAUAAUUCAUGAGUAUUUUCUUUCAGAUGACAUUCCUGAACUCAUCCGAAGUCUUGAAGAUCUGGGGGCUCCUGAAUUGAACCCAAUAUUCCUGAAGAAGCUGAUCACCCUUGCUAUGGACAGAAAGAAUAGAGAGAAAGAAAUGGCAUCAGUUUUGCUUUCUGCUCUUCACAUUGAGAUCUUUUCAACUGAAGAUAUUGUAAAUGGCUUUGUCUUGCUACUCGAAUCUGCAGAAGAUACAGCAUUAGACAUUCUGGAUGCUUCAAAUGAGCUUGCUCUUUUUCUGGCGAGGGCUGUGAUUGAUGAUGUCCUGGCUCCUCUGAAUUUAGAAGAGAUUGGCAGCAAGUUGCCACCAAAUUGUAGUGGGAGUGAGACUGUGCAUAUGGCUCGAUCACUCAUUGCUGCCCGUCAUGCUGGUGAGAGGAUCCUUCGGUGCUGGGGAGGUGGGACUGGCUGGGCCGUGGAGGAUGCAAAGGACAAGAUAAUGAAGCUCCUAGAAGAGUAUGAAAGUGGGGGCGUUGUAGGUGAAGCUUGCCAGUGUAUCCGUGAUCUUGGAAUGCCUUUUUUCAACCAUGAGGUGGUGAAGAAGGCGCUAGUUAUGGCUAUGGAGAAGAAGAAUGAUAGGAUGCUUGACCUGUUGCAGGAAUGCUUCAGUGAAGGGUUAAUCACUAUCAAUCAGAUGACGAAAGGGUUUACCAGGAUCAAGGAUGGUCUCGAUGAUCUGGCCCUUGACAUUCCAAAUGCAAAGGAGAAAUUCAGUUUCUAUGUUGAGUAUGCCCAGAAGAAAGGGUGGCUGCUGUCAUCAUUUGGUUCAUUGGCCGCAGAUGCUUCGCCCAUCACAGUGGCAGCAACUUGAGAAGAGAAGAUUAUAUCUUCCAUUUGUAUCUCUCUUGUAUGUUGUUGCCCAUUACGAUUACCUCUUGUACUGUUAAAUGGAAGUUGAAAGGUGGAUAGGUAGAUGAUCUGGGAUAGUUGGGUUCCUUCAGAUGUUUUCUUUUUUUGGUGAUCAUCCGAUGGAGAUUCUUAUGAUCCCAUCCAGUGUAUAAAGUUGGUGCUUUAGGAUCAUGUCAGUAUCAAGAAGUAUUAUGUUGAUUUAGAUUUUUAGAAAAUGGGCGGUAUGAUAUGAUAUUCCUGAGACAUCCGCUAUAUGAUGUUAAGAUGAUAUUAUUUCUACUUUCAAAUA
Messenger RNA from Pistacia vera, 2498 nucleotides. RefSeq names its product MA3 DOMAIN-CONTAINING TRANSLATION REGULATORY FACTOR 1-like. The transcript has 4 exons. Lineage: Eukaryota; Viridiplantae; Streptophyta; Magnoliopsida; Sapindales; Anacardiaceae. Gene Ontology annotation, biological process: negative regulation of DNA-templated transcription. Bases 39 to 2171 code for a protein of 710 amino acids. The record is from RefSeq and is a predicted model, not a curated record.